Messenger RNA from Carassius auratus (goldfish), 660 nucleotides. It is a transcript of the gene mrps14, whose product is annotated as mitochondrial ribosomal protein S14. Gene Ontology annotation, biological process: translation. The transcript has 3 exons. NCBI's taxonomy places the organism in Eukaryota, Metazoa, Chordata, Actinopteri, Cypriniformes, Cyprinidae. Gene Ontology annotation, molecular function: structural constituent of ribosome. Gene Ontology annotation, cellular component: ribosome; mitochondrial small ribosomal subunit. The record is from RefSeq and is a predicted model, not a curated record. Bases 36 to 452 code for a protein of 138 amino acids.
CUUCAAAGCACCAUCGAGGUUAAUGCUGGAUCAACAUGGCGGCCUGGAAUCUCCUCGGCACGGGGAUGGGGUUUCUGCAGUCGUCCUUGCCGAUUUGUAGACAGGCCUACAGAAGUUCACUUGGAGUGGUGGAGCAGGCCAGGAGCUACUAUGUGAACUGGAGGAUGUUGCGGGAUGUGAAAAGGAGACAAAUGGCAUUUGAAUAUGCAGAUACAAGACUGCGCAUCAAUGCCAUUAGGAAGAAUACUAUUUUGCCAAAAGAGCUACAGGAGAUAGCUGAUAAAGAAAUAGCCGCACUGCCUCGGGACAGUUGUCCUGUGCGCAUUCGCAACAGGUGUGUGAUGACAUCACGUCCUCGUGGAGUGAAGCGCAGGUGGCGUCUCAGUCGUAUUGUUUUUCGGCAUUUAGCGGACCACAACCAGAUGUCUGGAAUACAGAGAUCAAUGUGGUGAUCAGCCAUGGGAUUUUUCUAAAACCUUGCAAUGAAACAAGAAGAUAUUCCUGCAUAAAAUGCAAAGACAAAGAGCUGAAAAACCAACAAGCACCUGCUCAAAUGUUGUUGUUUCUUCUAUUGAAUAUUGAAUUGAUUUUUUUUUUUUUAAAUGAUGGAAAAUGAUGUGCUAUUUUAUUGUAGAUACAAUAAAAAGGUGUAAUGUGAUA